Molecule: messenger RNA, 3048 nt
Organism: Penicillium egyptiacum
Lineage: Eukaryota; Fungi; Ascomycota; Eurotiomycetes; Eurotiales; Aspergillaceae
Source: the annotation of a GenBank genome assembly
AUGGACCACAAAGAAGCACAGAAUGUCGAAACGACCCAUUCUUGUUUACCCCCAGUGGAAAAGCACCGUACAGGUCACCUUGUCCUGGUCCCCCAGCCUAGCACGCGCCCCCGGGACCCUCUGGUAUGGCAGAAGACCCUCGAGCAUCAUUGUCCCAAAAAAAGACUGACUAGAUCCUUCCAGAACUGGCCUAUUACUCGCAAAUAUGUAAUACUGGCCGUGCUAUGCCUUGCAUCCUUCUCCGGCGCCAUUGCCCCUUUAUCGGGGCAGCUCAAUCUGGCUGAUCAGGAGAAACUAUACAACAAGACGAAGCUGGAGGAGUCCUAUGCUAAUUCAGCCGCCCUAGCCGGCAUGGCAGCGGGGCCAUUCUUCUUCGCCCCGAUAUCGCACAUGCUCGGUCGCAGCUCGGUGAUCUUCUGGUGUGUGCUAUUCACACUAGUAUGCCAGAUCUGGGGCGCUGUCAUGACAGAUCCUGGUGACUAUAUCCCAUACGUGAUCUCUCGGCUCUUUGCCGGCUUCUUCGGUGCUGUGCCUACAGUGCUUGGCCCUCGCAUAGUAACCGAUCUAUUCUUCUUGCACCAGCGAGGUCGCGCUUUUACUGCUCUGCAUAUGGCUUUCUUGUUUGGAACGAUUGCCGGUCCGACGUUCUCGGGUUUUGUUUCUGCGCACUCCUUUUUCCCUGUUGAGUUCUGGUGGACGGUCGGUCUGCUGGGGUUCUCACUUAUCUGUUGUUUCUGUCUCCUUGAGGAAACUGGAUUCGACCGUGAAUGCUUUGAAAGGAACCCUGAUGUCCCCGCUGAAAUUUUGGCUAAUAGAUUCGCUACUUUCUUCUUUGGGCAGAGGGUUGUCUUGCCGACUACCUGGAAAGAGACGGCCAAAGUCGGAAUCACCCCCUUUCUAAUUGGCAUGUGCCCUGUGACAAUCAUUAUGGGAAUAUUCACACUAAUUUCCUUUGGCUUCUACGUGGGUGUGAACGCACUCACGCCGGUAUGGCUCCAGAAACCCAUUUCGGAAGGUGGAUACGGGUUCUCACUAGAACAAAACGCGGCAUUCACGUUCUGCCAUUGGAUUGGCAUCAUCGUCGUCCAAUUCUACGGCCACUAUCUGAACGACCGGCUGCCGCUCGCACUGGCGCGACGGUACAACGGCGGUGUCUGGAAGCCCGAGUAUCGACUGCAUGUCCUGUGGCUUCCUAGUCUUGUGAUCAACCCUAUCGGCCUAGGGAUCUUCGGUGCCGCUUUGCAGUAUCAUUUGCACUAUAUGGUGCUCGCGCUGGCAGUUUUUAUUGUGACUGUUGGGUCGCUGGCCAGUGUUCCGGUCACGGUGAAUUAUGUUGUCGAGUGCUUUACGCGGUAUCCGGCUGAGGCGGGUAUUGUUAUUGGUGCUUAUCGCAUUGCAUAUGGAUUGACAAUUAGCUUCUAUAUCAAUCCUUGGGUUGAGGCUGUUGAUGUUGGCUGGGUUUAUGGUAUGAUGGCUUUCUUUGCGGUGUUCUCCUUCAUGUUUGUUAUGUUGCUCAUGUGGAAGGGUCAUGCUAUUCGCAAGAUUCAGUUUGCAAGUCUUGGAUCUAGCGAGGAGGGCGAACGGUUGAUAGGUGCAAAUUCUGUGUCUCACCUCCUUUUUCCUCUUUCAUCUCUUCUAUGCACUACAUUGCGAGAACACGACGGCACUCUCUCCUCGACGGGACAACGUUGUUGUCUCGCAAUCUACCACAACAUGCAAGCCACCAAAGAAGCGUUUGCAAAAUGCAAGGCCAAAAGCUGCGCUGCCUUGAUCACCUACGUGCCGGCUGGCUUUCCCACUGUAAGUGAAACACCGGGCAUCAUGCCGUCUAUGCAAGCCGGGGGUGCAGACAUCAUCGAACUCGGGAUUCCUUUCGCAGAACCCAUGACCGAAGGCCCAACCAUCCAGCAGGCCAAUGCCAAGGCCCUCGAGAACGGUGUUCAAUUUUCAUACAUCCUGCAUAUGGUCCAGUACUGCGACCCUGUUCGCGCAUAUGCCUACGGAGAGGAGAAGCUACUUCGAGACUGCAAGGCUGCUGGUGUAGAUGGGUUCAUCGUCGUUGAUCUCCCUUCAGAGGAGACGCCUCGGUUCUGUGUUCUGUGUAAAUCCAAGGGGCUAUCGUACAUUCCCCUCGUUGCCUCUUCCACUCCGGAGGCUCACAUAAAGAUGCUUUGCGACAUCGCCGACUCAUUUGUUUGCGUCGCAUCUCGGAUAGGAGUUAGCGGAACCCAUGAGAAGCCUUAUGGAUGUGUAGGAGACCUGCUCCAUCGUGUGCAUGCUUACGCUGGAAGCUCAGUCCCAGUAGCUCUCGGAUUCGACGCACCGAUCUUUUACAGAGAUAUUGAAUCUCGCCCUUCGCUCACUUUAUCAAUACCCAUGUUAAACGCCGUUUACUACGAGAAGUCCGAAUUUAUGCCCAUCGAAAACCUCAAGACAUUCGACCCCUUCGCCAAAGCCGACGGAGACACUGGCGGCGACAGAGAGCGCUGCGGUAUUGACAAUCGACAAUAUUUUGUCGAUAUUGCUCGUCUCGCUGAAGUAGUUGUCAUCGGCAGCCCAAUCAUCCAGAUACUGGGAAACACGGCUCCUGGAACUGGUGCUAAGAAUGCCAAGGAGUAUGGCAUUAAAAUUGCUGGACGUACCGAGGAUCAAAUUGUCAUAACCGAAAGAAGACAGCAAGCUGCCCAACCCUUAUCUUCCACUACUAUCUACCUUUCCUACAAUGGAGCAGAUGAUACACCCGAAGACACCGACAAGUCCACCAACCCCAGAGACACGACUACCCAAUUGAGAACCUUCCGCGACCAAUACGUCCCAGUAUCCCUAAUGGAAGGCCUCACCGAACUAAAAACCGGCUUCGAGGCAGCAAAUGCAGACCCGCCCUUCUGGACCGAGGUAAACUCCUACCCAACAUACGCCAACCGACCCUCCUCCCUCCACCUAGCCCCAUGCAGGCGGAGCACGUAUCUGGCUGAAACGCGAAGACCAAACCACACAGGCAGUCACAAGGUCAACAACCUCCUGGGCCAAAUAAUCCUCGCACGAUGA